ACGAAAUUGUUGGAUGAUCACUGGCUUUUUUUCGUCUUUUUUUUUUGUACAAAAGUAAAAUUGUAGUAAAAGUGGAUUAUCAUAAAUAUAAUAUAUUUAAUAAUGAGGACUUAAUAUUGUGCAAUAAUUUAAAAGAAUUAAAAGAUUAGUGUGUGAGUCAUCUGAAUAGAGAGAAAGUUUUAGGAGAAACGUUUUUUUAGAGAGAAACGCGCGAUGACAGACAGUACGCAAGCAACAGAGCACUUGGAUGACUCCGUGCGGAAGAAAAAUGACGAGCACGGCAUCGAGAUGCCAGUCCGGCGAAACGAUUCGCACGAAACGCAUGUCGUCGUAGCGAAAAGCGACUUACCCGAACGAGGCUCCUGGAGUACAAAAUUAGACUUUAUUUUAUCGGUAGUUGGUUUAGCGAUUGGCCUGGGAAAUGUCUGGCGUUUCCCAUACUUAUGCUACAAAAAUGGAGGAGGCGCUUUCUUGAUUCCGUACUUUUUGACGCUCAUCCUGGCUGGUGUGCCGAUGUUCUUUAUGGAGUUGGCGCUCGGUCAGAUGUUGACGAUUGGCGGUUUGGGUAUUUUCAAAAUUGCCCCCAUCUUCAAGGGUAUCGGGUAUGCAGCUGCUGUCAUGUCAUGCUGGAUGAACGUUUACUACAUCGUCAUCUUGGCAUGGGCUAUCUUCUACUUUUUCAUGUCGUUGAGAUCAGACGUUCCAUGGAGAAAUUGCGAUAAUUAUUGGAACACUGCAGCUUGUGUCAAUCCCUAUGCCCGCAAAGAUCUCCUUUGCUGGGACAAAGUCAACACUUUUAACAACACAGUUGUCAAAUACUGUCAAUUAAAUGGCAAAAAUUACACAACGGCAGCUUUGAGUGAUCCCGUCAAAGAAUUCUGGGAACGUCGUACCUUGAUGAUUUCCGAUGGCAUCGAUGAAGUUGGCGGCAUCCGAUGGGAAUUGGCUGGAACAUUGUUGAUCGUGUGGAUUCUCUGUUAUUUCUGCAUCUGGAAAGGUGUGAAAUGGACCGGAAAAGUUGUGUAUUUCACCGCUUUGUUCCCGUAUGUUUUGUUGACCAUUUUGCUUAUCCGUGGAAUCACAUUGCCAGGAGCUGCAGAGGGAAUUAAGUUUUACGUUAUGCCGAAUUUGUCAAAGUUGAAAGAAUCUGGGGUAUGGAUCGACGCUGUCACCCAAAUCUUCUUCUCAUACGGUCUCGGUUUGGGAACAUUGGUCGCCUUGGGCAGUUACAACAAAUUCACGAAUAACGUGUACAAGGACGCCAUUAUCGUUUGUUGUGUCAACUCAAGUACGAGUAUGUUUGCUGGUUUUGUCAUUUUCUCCGUUGUUGGUUUCAUGGCGCACGAACAGCAACGACCUGUAGCUGAAGUCGCAGCUUCUGGUCCCGGUUUGGCAUUUUUGGCAUAUCCAUCGGCUGUCCUGCAAAUGCCUGGAGCUCCGUUAUGGGCAUGUUUGUUCUUCUUCAUGUUGCUGCUUAUCGGUCUCGAUUCGCAAUUUUGUACCAUGGAGGGUUUCAUUACUGCCAUGGUCGAUGAAUGGCCUCAAUUGUUGCGUCGUCGCAAGGAACUCUUCAUCGGUAUCGUUUGUAUUAUCAGUUAUUUCGUGGGACUUACGUGCAUCACGGAGGGCGGCAUGUACGUCUUCCAAAUUUUGGAUUCAUACGCUGUCAGUGGUUUCGUCUUGUUGUUUAUGAUUUUCUUCGAAUGUAUUUCCAUCUCGUGGGCCUUCGGUGUCAAUCGAUUCUACGACGGUAUCAAGGACAUGAUCGGUUAUUAUCCAAUCGGAUGGUGGAAAUUCUGCUGGGUAUUCACGACGCCAGCUAUCUGUGUGAGCGUUUUCAUCUUUAACCUUGUACAAUGGGCCCCCGUUAAAUACCUUAACUACGAAUAUCCGCUGUGGACACACUUUUUCGGAUGGUUUACCGCUCUUUCGUCGAUGUUGUGCAUUCCCGGUUACAUGAUUUGGUUGUGGCGUCGCACUCCUGGAGAUACUGGAACGAAAUUACGUCUGUUGGUCCGAAUAGACGACGAUGUUGCAACUCUUCGUGAGAAAAUGCAAGCUGAACAAAUUAAACUCCAUCAAGGAAUUUAAAAAUUCAUCGCACAAUUUUUUUUUUAAGUUAAGCACCCCCAAAAAAUCACAAAAAAAAAUAUAAAUGUAGUGUAUUAUUUGAGCAUUUUCUGGUCGUUCAUUCACAUUGACUUUGUUAAGAAAAAAAAAUAUUUAUUUACUAAUAUUUAAGAAAUAUAAAAUAAUAAUAAUUAAUAAAUAAAAAAAAUCCUACAUAAAUGCGCUUACAGAAGAAAAAAAGAUAAAUAAACUCCUUUUGCAAAUAUUUAAAUUAAUCAAAAUAUUUAUUGAGUUAUUAAAAUUAUUAUAAAAAUAUAUAUUAUUAACCAAAAAUUAUCUAAAAUUUUAUCAUAACCAAAAAUAUUACAAACUCUAUUACAAACUAAUGUACUGCCAAUAUACAAGAUCAAUCAAAUUGACCAAUAUUUACAAACAUCUUCAAAAGUACAGCAACAUACAUAAAAAAAAUAUUAUUAUUAUAUUAAAAUAAAAUUAUAAAUUAUUAGUUUGUAAGGACGUUUAGUGUGUAGAUGAAAAAAGAACAAAAAAAUCAAUAAAAUCUCGAAAAAAAUCGAAUUCGGCAACUGAAAUAUCCACAGCACAAUACAUAUUUUAUUCCAACAAUUAUAUUUAUUAAACGAAAAAAAAUUAUUAUUAUUAUCCCAAAAAGUAUUAUUAGAUAUUUAUAUAUUUAUAAAUGUAUAAGUCACACGUAUCUUCUAUGUAUUAGUAUAAGAAGUUGUAGAUGUAAUGUUGUUAUAGAAAAUAAGGUUUCAAGAAAAAAAUAAUUCUUUUUAAGGUUCACUAUCAUGUUCAUAAACUAUAAAUUAAUG
Messenger RNA from Culicoides brevitarsis, 2903 nucleotides. RefSeq names its product sodium- and chloride-dependent GABA transporter 1 (gene Gat). The record is from RefSeq and is a predicted model, not a curated record. Gene Ontology annotation, cellular component: neuron projection; plasma membrane. Lineage: Eukaryota; Metazoa; Arthropoda; Insecta; Diptera; Ceratopogonidae. Gene Ontology annotation, biological process: sodium ion transmembrane transport. The coding region runs from base 214 to 2091 and encodes 625 amino acids. Gene Ontology annotation, molecular function: gamma-aminobutyric acid:sodium:chloride symporter activity. The transcript has 10 exons.